CACCAUAAAACCUCAGCGAAGACGAAGUCUUUUGGGGACUAGAGUCCUCUAUCUGUUUCUAUGUCUCCACCACAUGCAGCAGACAGUUGACAUUUUUGACAUUACGCGAAAUAAGUUGGGUACGACCUUUACAGUUUUGUGGUCUCCCGUGAGUACGUGAAAGGGAAUGUCGAACGGUGCAAGAUCGGUUAGUGAGGUGCAUCGGAACGGCAAUAUUAUGGCUCAAGAGAAGCUCCUGGAAGGUUAUGUGGGCUUUGCCAAUCUCCCAAACCAAGUGUACAGAAAGUCCGUCAAGAGAGGCUUCGAGUUCACUCUCAUGGUCGUGGGUGAAUCUGGUUUGGGGAAGUCUACACUGAUCAACUCCCUCUUCCUGACAGACUUGUAUUCACCUGAAUACCCUGGACCCUCCCACAGAAUCAAGAAGACAGUACAGGUGGAGCAGUCGAAGGUGCUGGUAAAGGAAGGAGGAGUUCAGCUGCUUCUCACCAUCGUUGACACGCCAGGGUUCGGGGACGCUGUCGACAACAGUAACUGCUGGCAGCCAGUCAUCGAUCACAUCGACAGUAAGUUUGAGGAUUACCUCAACUCAGAGUCCCGGGUCAACAGACGGCAGAUGCCUGACAACAGAGUGCACUGCUGCCUCUACUUCAUUGCCCCCUCUGGACACGGGUUGAAGCCUCUUGAUAUAGAGUUCAUGAAGCGGUUACAUGAAAAAGUGAACAUCAUCCCCCUCAUCGCCAAAGCUGACACAAUGACUCCUGAGGAGUGCCAACAGUUCAAGAAGCAGAUCAUGCGAGAAAUCACAGAGCACAAAAUCCAGAUCUACGAGUUCCCAGAGACCAACGAUGAGGAGGAGAACAAGAUGGUCAAGAAGAUCAAGGAUCGCUUGCCCCUGGCUGUUGUUGGUAGCAACACCAUCAUCGUGGUCAACGAGAAGCGGGUGAGAGGGAGGCAGUACCCCUGGGGCGUGGCGGAAGUGGAGAAUGGAGAGCACUGUGACUUCACCAUCCUGAGGAACAUGCUCAUCAGAACCCACAUGCAGGACCUGAAGGAUGUGACUAACAACGUCCACUAUGAGAACUACCGCAGCAGGAAGCUAGCAGCCGUCACAUACAACGGAGUGGACAACAACAAGAACAAGGGACCAAUGACCAAGAGUCCCCUGGCCCAGAUGGAGGAGGAGAGGAGGGAGCACGUGACCAAGAUGGAGAAGAUGGAGAUGGAAAUGGAGCAGGUGUUUGAGAUGAAGGUCAAGGAGAAGAUCCAGAAGCUCAAAGACUCUGAGCUAGAGCUCCAGCGGCGCCAUGAGCAGAUGAAGAAGAACCUGGAGGCCCAGCACAAGGAGCUGGAGGAGAAGAGACGCCAGCUGGAGGACGAGAAGCACAACUGGGAGGCACAGCAGAGGGUGCUGGAGCAACAGAAACUAGACGCAUCCAGAACCCUGGAAAAGAACAAAAAGAAGAAGAUAUUUUAAAAGUAUUUCGGCAAGACCACCGUGUGACAAUGUACUAGUUGCCAAUUUACCAACCUGGACUGUCAGUUUGUCUGUCGACCAACAACCUGUUACUAUGUGUAUGCAUGGAGGAGCAGUGUGGUAUGUCUGGGGGAGUUCUACCUGGGGUCCUACAUUAGACCUACUGUCACAGACAUGCUCAGUCCUGGAAGGUGUCUCCUUUCUGUUCUCUCGCUCUCCUCCCCAAAGACCUUUCUCGUUCUCCCUGAAAUGGGCAUGUUAGACUGUUGUACAAUCAUGUUUUUUGGUUCGCAGUUCUCAAGCACACGCAGUCCCACACGCACACAACAAAACACACAGGUAUGAGCUAUUUCAUGAUUUCAGAGACGAUUCCCUUUUCUUUUUGAAACCCAGAAUGCCACAAGACUUGCUUUCUUAUCCUCUUUCUAGUUAGAUGACCUUGGAGACUGCACGACUUUGUUGUAGUGUUCUAUUUAAUGCCAAAUGACCAAACUGCGGAGUAGGAAGCUACACACCAAGCUACACACCUCAGGCGUUUUUCUUUUUAUAACAAUUUUAGUUAUUUAGUUAUCGUUGUUAUUUUUUCGCCCUCAUCCAAAAAUGUUAUCCUCUUCCAAUUCUUGUCAUUUAAAUCAUCUAGCCAUGGACCGCUGUGUAUAACUUCAGUCAUAUUAGAACCUUUCAUUGCUGGGUAUUUUGUCCCUUUUUUCCUCUCUAUUAUAUUGGCCCUGCUACAGUAAUCGUUACAUUUUUCAUUUUGUGUUUGUAGGCAUUUCUCCAUUCUGGUCUUUGAGGUUUACUGUGCAUACUGAAUUUCACUCCAGCUGCUACACAGUAAGCCCCCUUGACCAGGGCUGGGAAACCCUGUUUUAGGAGACGGUGGGGGAGGAAAGUUUGGUUGUUAACUCAACCCGUUCACAUAACCCUGAUGUAGUUUACUUACAAUGACCAAUGACUGUAAACAGGUCUGUAUUGACUGUAAUAAACAACGAUGGGGUUCCCUUCCCUUACAUCACAUUUAACUCUGUUCAUGUAAUGCAUCUCUUUAUUUUUUUUAUUAUUAUUUUUAUUAUUUUGUAGUCAUAAUAAACUUGUGAUGAUACAA
This is a messenger RNA of Oncorhynchus keta (chum salmon), 2579 nucleotides long. Its product is annotated as septin-7-like. The record is from RefSeq and is a predicted model, not a curated record. The transcript has 14 exons. Gene Ontology annotation, cellular component: cell division site; septin ring; septin complex. NCBI's taxonomy places the organism in Eukaryota, Metazoa, Chordata, Actinopteri, Salmoniformes, Salmonidae. Bases 167 to 1474 code for a protein of 435 amino acids. Gene Ontology annotation, molecular function: molecular adaptor activity; GTP binding; GTPase activity. Gene Ontology annotation, biological process: cilium assembly; cytoskeleton-dependent cytokinesis.